AUGCCUCCCUACGCAUACAUCAACACAUGCCCAUACCCAUACCUAAGCGCCACCGAUGACUCGCCCAAGUCCAGGAUGAAGCGGCAGAUGCUCUGCUACAUCGUGAUCCUCUUCGCCUCGAUAGCGGCAGUGAGCGCAGUCACCUACAUUGUCUACUUCCGCCAAGCAAACGUGGAGGCAGCCCUUGUGGUCAUGUACUGCUUCGUGGCCUCUACUAUCAUAUCGGGUUGCUUAUGGAUAUCCCUCCAUUGCAUUGCGCGCAGAAAGCGCCGUGCUGCACGCAACAAGACCCCUGUAUCUCGUCGCGCCGGUUCCGAUGUCGAGCGUCGGCCUAUCCAACUGCAAAACCUUAACACCACGACUGGAGGCAGAGUGGUCGCGCCACUUAAGACUCCAGAGAUUCCCGCGAAAAGUCGCAUCACUCCGAAGGGUCGCUAUCCCCCUCCGGUGGCAGUUCAGGGUCUUCAAACUAUCGCUAUUGAGUAG
Molecule: messenger RNA, 486 nt
Organism: Annulohypoxylon maeteangense
Lineage: Eukaryota; Fungi; Ascomycota; Sordariomycetes; Xylariales; Hypoxylaceae
Exons: 2
Coding region: 1-486 (161 amino acids)
Source: RefSeq, a predicted model, not a curated record